Myxocyprinus asiaticus (Chinese sucker) is the source of this 4240-nucleotide messenger RNA. It is a transcript of the gene smarcal1, whose product is annotated as SWI/SNF related, matrix associated, actin dependent regulator of chromatin, subfamily a-like 1. Gene Ontology annotation, molecular function: ATP-dependent chromatin remodeler activity; ATP binding. Bases 1114 to 3153 code for a protein of 679 amino acids. The record is from RefSeq and is a predicted model, not a curated record. The transcript is spliced from 17 exons. Gene Ontology annotation, cellular component: nuclear replication fork. Gene Ontology annotation, biological process: DNA repair; replication fork processing. Lineage: Eukaryota; Metazoa; Chordata; Actinopteri; Cypriniformes; Catostomidae.
GUUAUCCUGGCAUGAUAUUAGCAGUAGUUUUAUAAAGCAGUUCACCUUCAGAGGUUAAUGAUAAAUUAAUAAGUUGUUAUUGUGCCUUAGAGCAGAAAUAAACCAAGAAUUAAAAAUUGGUUAUGCAUUUCGUUUAUCAGACACUUAAAUGCAAAAAUAAUACUGCAUCGUUCAUUAAAAGUCAGUAGUGGUCAAUCUCUAAUAUACAUAAUAUAAUAUAAUUUUGAUGAGGAGGAGAUAACGGAAGAGCCAGGGAUGCCAGAGAGAGAGCGAGAGAGACGCAUGCGGCCACUCUGUGUGCGCGCGUGUCUAUGUGUUUUAUGUUUAAGUUCCUCUGAGUCAUUAAAGUUUACGGUGAUAUCGUGUUACAUUGUUGCCGAAACCCGGGAAAGGAAGGGGGGCACAUUGUCCGGGAGAACUCGCCGCUGCCGUCGGCCAUGGAGGCGGAGGAGCCCGCUGCAGUCCGCCGGGGGGCGGAGGAGCCCGCUGCCGUCCGCCGGGGGGCGGAGGACCCGCUGCCGGGCACCAUGAGGCGGAGGAGCGGCUGAGGACCAGGAGGCAUGCCCACGGGAGCCAAAGAAGAGUGUGUUCUUUUCUCUCUCUCUCCCGCUCGCUCUUUCUCUCUCCCCUCUCCCUCCCCUCGUCUCUCUCAAAUUCUCAGGAGGCGGGGAGGACCAUUGGGUGGUGGAAUGGCCAGAAGGGCAGCAUCUCCCCUCCAGAGAUGUGGGGGGGGGGUGGAGUAAACCAGUCCGGAUGGCGCCCCGGCCUGAAUCGGGCAGUGGAGGAGUGUGACGAGGUGGAGAGCAUGGCCGGGUCGUGAGGAUGCAUGCCUGGCACUGAGUUGCCUAAUCAGUGGGAGAGAGAUAAAGGAAGAGCCACAGACACCAGAGAGAGAGAGAGAGAGAUACGCACCCGGCCACUGUGUGUGCUCAACUCAUAGAGACUAAAGGAACAAAGACUACACCUUCGACUUCCAACACUGCUACUGCAGCCUGCAGCUUUUAUGGCCAGGUUGGCAAACCUCCCACAGGAGAAAAGAGGGCAUCUAAAGCCUCUGAACCCAGUGGAAAUGUUCCUGCUAAGAAACCACAGGUGACCGUUAAGGGGCGAUGCAUGCCUCACUCGGACAGUCGGUUCAGAGUGGAGGUUGGCUACCACGCAGAUCUCAUCAUGGUGUUCAAAAGCAUUCCGUCCAAGAACUACGAUCCUGCGACAAAGAUGUGGAACUUCAGUCUGGAGGACUAUCAGAUGCUGAUGGAGCAGGCUGCAAGUUUCCCCUCCGUCUCUCUGAAACCUCUGGAAGGAAUGGAAGGGCUGAAUAUUACAGCAUCCACCAGUCGGCCCAAAGAUGCAGCAGCCCUGGCAGCAUUGAUGAGGCUCUGUCAGGGUUGGCAGAAACCAGGUGCCAUUAUCAAAGGGAAGUGUAUUCUAGUAUCUCGCACUCGGCUGGAGGUGGAUAUCGGAUACCAUGCUGAUGUUAUUGGAAUCUUCAAGCAAAUGCCAUCCAAAUGUUAUGACAUGAAGACCAGAAAGUGGAGUUUCCUGCUUGAGGACUACGGCAAGCUCAUGUUUGGUCUGAGUGAGCUGCCUGGGGUGGAGAUUGAACCUCUUCCACAAGCUGUGCUGCAGUCCUUCGCCACCCAGUUCGAGAAGAGCGAGUCUAAACCUGCGGUUCCUCCUGAAGCUGAUCUCUCCAGCAUAGAUCCACAGCUCACCCGCAGCCUUAUGCUCUUCCAGAGAGACGGAGUCAAUUUUGCAGUGUCCAGAGAGGGCCGGCUGCUUCUGGCUGAUGACAUGGGUCUGGGGAAGACUCUCCAAGCCAUCUGUAUAGCCGCAUACUACAGGAGUGAGUGGCCUCUGCUUGUGGUCACCCCCUCCUCAGUGCGCUUCACAUGGGCUGAGGCUUUCCAUCGUUGGCUGCCCUCCGUAAGGGCUGACAGUAUUAAUGUGGUCGUUAAAGGCAAAGACAGCCUGCACUCUGGUCUGAUCAACAUCAUCAGCUACGAUCUGCUCAGCAAGAUGGACAAACAGCAGCCGUCCAAGUCGUUCAAUGUGAUUAUUAUGGACGAGUCUCACUUCCUGAAGAACAUGAAAACGGCUCGCUGUCGGGCUGCUCUUCCUCUGCUGAAGACUGCUAAGCGAGUGAUCCUGUUGUCUGGAACGCCAGCCAUGUCCAGACCUGCAGAGCUCUACACACAGAUUCAAGCUGUGAGACAUUCACUGUUUCCACGCUUCCAUGACUUCGGGAUACGUUACUGCGAUGCCAAGCAGUUGCCGUGGGGGUGGGACUACUCCGGUUCCUCUAAUCUGGGUGAACUGAAGGUUCUUCUGGAAGAAUCUCUGAUGCUGAGACGCCUCAAAUCAGAGGUGCUCUCUCAGCUUCCCGCCAAACAGCGCAAGGUGGUUACCGUGACGAUAGAUGGCAUCAACUCCCGCACUAAAGCUGCCCUCAGAGCCGCCGCUAAAGAGCUCGCCAAAGGAUGCCACAACAAGAUGCAGGAAAAGCAAGCUCUGCUGGUCUUCUACAACCACACAGCGGAGGCCAAGAUCAGAGCCAUCAUGGAGUACAUCUCAGACAUGUUGGAGUGUGGCCGAGAGAAGUUUCUGGUUUUUGCACAUCACAAACUGGUGUUGGACAGUGUGACCAAAGAACUUGCUGAGAAGGGCAUCAGUUAUAUUCGUAUCGAUGGCUCAACGGCGUCUGCAGAGCGACAGCAGCUGUGUGAGAGAUUCCAGUUGUCACAGAAGAGCUGUGUGGCCGUUCUCUCCAUCACAGCCGCUAACAUGGGGCUCACGUUGCACUCUGCCGACCUCGUGGUGUUCGCAGAACUUUUCUGGAACCCUGGAGUCUUGAUUCAGGCAGAGGACAGAGUGCACCGGAUUGGACAGACCAGUAACGUCAACAUUCAUUACCUGGUUGCCAAAGGCACUGCGGAUGAUUACUUGUGGCCCAUGAUCCAGGAGAAAAUGAAUGUCCUGGAGCAGGUUGGGUUGUCUGAAGCAAAUAUUUCAGACAAGGCUGAGUCGGCCAGCUUCCACAGCAAGGACCCUAAACAGCAGACAAUCACCGAAAUGUUCCAGAGGUCCUUCAGUGAGGAGGACAUGAAUGAAGCAGAUCUUCUGGAGGCUGUGAGUGAAUGGACAGGUGACUGAGUGACUUAUCCUGUCACUAACUAGAUAAAAACAUAUAAUGGCUUUCUUUAGCAGCUUCAUGAUGAUCAGGAUGAACAUUAAAAAAAGAGGUUUAUUCCAUUUUAAGUUGUAUUUCUUUUUUAUUUUUUAUUUUUUAUUUUUUUUGCUAAUCACUGAAUGAACAUUACAUGGAUUUACCUAGUGCAUCACAUAUUUGUAUGUAACAAAAUGUAAAGUAAUAAAACUGUUCUUGUAUUUGUGAUAAAUUCAUCUGAAUUUGUCUGAAUCAUUUAAUCAUCAAAUAUCAGCCUAUUCAUAAAGCAAUUGUUUACCCAAAAAUAAAAAUUGUCUUUACACCAUGGGACCACGCAGCCAUCUGCAGUCUCCUAGAGAUGAACGUAGUUUGGUGUGAAAAGUGCAAAUCAAUCCCAGAACAACAGCAAAGGACCUUGUGAAGAUGCUGGAGGAAACAGGUAGACAAGUAUCUAUAUCCACAGUAAAACGAGUCCUAUAUUGACAUAACCUAAAAGGCUGCUCAGCAAAGAAGAAGCCACUGCUCCACCAUGUCAGCCCUGAUCUCAAUCUGAUAGAUAAUUUGUGGGCAGAACUGAAAAAGCGUGCGAGCAAGGAGGCCUACAAACCUGACUCAAUUACACCAGUUCUGUCUAGAGGAAUGGGACAAAAUUCCAGGAACUUAUUGUGAGACGCUUGUGGAAGGCUCCCCAAAACAUUUGACCCAAGUUAUACAAUUUAAAGGCAAUACUACCAAAUACUAACAAAGUGUAUGUAAACUUCUGACCCACUGGGAAUGUGAUGAAAGAAAUAAAAGCUGAAAUAAAUCAUUCUCUCUACUAUUAUUCUGACAUUUCACAUUCUUAAAAUAAAGUAGUGAUCCUAACUGACCUAAGACAGGGAAUGUUUUCUACGAUUAAAUGUCAGGAAUUGUGUAAAACUGAGUUUAAAUGUAUUUGGCUAAGGUGUAUGUAAACUUCUGACUUCAACUGUAUAUGGUGCUUUUAGAAGCUUCAGUACAUUUUUAAAGAUUUCUCUUUGUGUUCCACCGAAGAAAUAAAGUCACAAGUUUGGAACGACAUGAGGGUGAGUGAAU